Chiloscyllium plagiosum (whitespotted bambooshark) is the source of this 4066-nucleotide messenger RNA. The record is from RefSeq and is a predicted model, not a curated record. Lineage: Eukaryota; Metazoa; Chordata; Chondrichthyes; Orectolobiformes; Hemiscylliidae.
UGGUGUUCCACAGGGAUCGGUGCUGGGACCUUUGUUGUUUGUAUAUCUGAAUGCCACUAGUUACUGAUCUCCAUUCCGAAAAGUGCUCUUCCACCGCUACUGUGUCAUCUUAGACCAAGACAGUUUUAUAUCCAUCUAGCCAGUUCGCCAUGGAUCCCAUAAGACUGCACCUUUUGCAUUAGUCUGCCAUGAGGUACCUUAUUGCAUGCCAUACUAAAGUCCAUGUAGACAACAUCCACUGCCCUUCCCUCAUCAAUCAUUCUUUUCACCUCCUUAUAAAAACUCAAUCAAAUUGGUGAGAUAUGAUCUUCCCUACACUAAUCCAUACUGCCUAUCACUAACCAGUCCAAGCACUUCCAAAUAUGAACAAAUCCUGUGUCUCAGUAUCUUCUCCGACAGCUUCACUAUCACUGCUGUCAGGCUCACCAGGAUUACCAGAAUUAUCUCUGUUUCCAUGCUUAAGCAAAGGAACAUCAUUGGCCAAUCUCCAGUACUCUGAUCCAAAGAUAUCUGUUAAGGCCCCAGCUAUUUCCUCCCUUGCCUCCCACAGUAUCCUGGGAUAGAUCCUGUUCAGCCCUUGGAAUUUGUCUAUAUUAAUGUAUUUCAAGACACCCGACACUUCCUCUGUCAUUAUGUUGCCCUGAGCAACAGUAUUCACACACCUUUCCCUAACCUCAGCAUCCCUCAUGUCCCUCUGUUUAGUGAAUACUGAUGUAAAGAACUCAUUUAAGGAUCGCACCCAUUUCCUCUGAUUCGACACAUAACCUCCCGCCUUUAUCCUUGAGUGGGCCUACUCUCUCCUCGCUGCCCUCUUGUUCCUAAUGUAUAUAAAAUGCCCUGGGAUUAUCCUUAACCCUGUUGGCCAAGGACAUUUCAUAGCCCCUUUUAGCCCUCUUUAACUCCCUGUUUCAGCCUGUUGUAUUCCUCAAGGACUUUGUCUGUUUUUAGUUGCCUUGAUGUUUGAUAUGCUUCCUUUUUUUUGACUCAGCUAACAAUUUCCCCUGGGGAGGAUGUCAGGACUGCAGAAGCCUCAUUCCUGAUGAAGAACUUAUGCUCAAAACAUCAAUUCUCCUGCUCCUUGGAUGCUGCCUGACUGGCUGUGCUUUUCCAGCGCCACACUGAUAAUUUCUCCCACCAUCCAAGGUUCCUGAAUCCUGCAAUUCCGGUCUUUCACCUUCACAGGAACAUGCCUGUCCUUCACUCUCAUCAGCUGGUCUUUAAAAUAUUCCUACGUGUCAGAUAGCCAACAUUGAAGAAAUCGAAUACUGCCAGAUGGAACAGACUUGAGCCGUAAAUAAUUUUCUUUCUAAUCGUCCCUGAUCACCGAACUCCUACUGUCCUUGGGGAGUUUUGACCGAUUCGUUUUGCUGUAGAAAGCAUUUUCGUGCCAACUGAUUUUGGGGGCCUGCCACAUUUUGUUCCUGUUCUGAGGCACCAACUUAGGCUCGGUCAUGCCACAGCCCAAUGUUAGUGGGAUGGAACCUGCCUUCGGAGAUGCUUUUCGAAGUUGCUGCAUCUACUCAUCCUUGGACCAGACUGUUGCUAGCCCAGACAGCAGUCCGAACUCUGGCUUCCUGUAUGAACAGGAACGUCAACUGGCUUAUACAAAUAGCUCCAGAAAUGAUCUGCUAAGUCUGAAUUUGUACAGGAGUCCUGUGAAAGAGAAUAUAGAGCUGUUGAGUGACCUGGUGGAUGAUGAACCAUCUGACAGUGACAGAUGUGAGCGAUGGGAUAUAUCAGCUUUAGAAGACUUUACCAAGUACACCAAAGUGGAUCUUUGGAAUGACAAGGAGUUGGACCUGUUGGGUUUGGACGAGCACACAAGUCCUUAUCAAAACGAAGCCGAGAUUUCGCGAACACCAACGUUAGCUGAGCUGAAUGCUGAUGACUCGCAGCUUGUUGCUGACGCUUGGUGUCUUCUUCGACCUGUGAAGGAGGCUUCCCCAUUCUCUGGUAAACCUGACAGUGUUUGCAGAACUGCAGGAAACCCUAAAAAAGGCAACUGCAUGGAUCCUUUAAUAGAUCCUGACUUCCAGGCAGAAACCACUGCUUUUCUUCAGAAAAGGGAAGACCAGCAGAGCCAUUUGAGAAGCAGCAAGUCCUGUAUCAAAAAUCCUGAAAUACCAUUGAACUCCGGAAGCAAUGACCUCAGUGACCAAACCAGCAACUCCACAGCAUCUGUUGACUCUGCAUCAAACCCAGAGGAAGGAGCAAUUCAUAACAAAAUAGGAUCAAAUUCUUGGAAGCAUCAAAGACGAUUAGCGACCACAGAAUUGGGGGACAUGGGUACAGAGAAACCUGACUUCAAUAAGGGGGAUGGUCUUGUCUGUACCCACCCAACUGCAUUCCCCAGCUGGUCUGCCCGGCAGGCAAGUGGGGGACAAAGCCCUGAAGCUGGAAUUGAACUGAAGAGCCAGGAGCACAACUACUCCCUCUUCAGCGCUGAAGGCCUGGGAUUGCACGCAAGUGAAGAGAGGUUAGAGCCAGAGAACGGCUCGGACAGUGAGCAGGAUGACAGCGAGAAUGAAGACGAUGAGGAGGAAGAUGAUGAUGAAGAUAAGGACGACUUCAGCGACUACCUUUCGGAAGCCGGAAAUGAGCACGAGACGUCGACUGACGUCACAUCGGAGGUGGGCGGCAGGCGGCUGAAGCGGCGAUAUUUCUGGGAGUACAGUGACAGCCACACCACGCCCAGCAAACAAGAACGGACCCUGCAGCCUUCGGAGUGGGACUGCUCCACGUUACCGAGUAAUGUCUAUCAGAAGGAAAACGGCGUCGGGCAAGGACGCAGAAUAGCGAAAAAAUCCCGGCGCACAGAUGUGGAUGACUUGACGCCUAACCCAAGAAAGUUACUGCACAUCGGAGAUGAACUGAAGAAGCUCAACAAGGUAAUUGAUGACCUGACACCAGUGAACGAGCUGCCAGUGAACGCCAGACCACGGUCCAGAAAGGAGAAAAAUAAACUGGCUUCUAGGGCCUGCAGACUAAAGAAGAAAGCCCAACAUGAGGCCAACAAAAUCAAGUUAUGGGGUCUCAACACCGAGCACGAUAACUUACUCAAAGUUAUUGUCGCAAUCAAGCGGCAGAUUAUGCAGCGAGUGGAGAGCAGUAAUCGAGCUGAAGAAGAGAGCAUGACCGAAAAGCUGGAGAAACUGAUGAAAGACACAAUUGGCUGCUCGGUGGCAGGUCAAACGUCUGAGUUUGUGAACGAGGUCCUGGAGAAGGUGUCCGCUGGAGAGUCUGCUGCAGGACUGAGCUGACCAUCGUGAGCAUCGUCCUCAAUUCGAAACCUCUCCUUAACAACAGGAUGUUCCUAAACAGGAGGGAAGGGAGAAUGCAAACAGAAAAGAAGUCACUAUUUCUGCAGCACCCUUGCGCUACCUGUAAUCUUGGUUUUUUUUUUGGUGUUUGGCAGGGUGAAGGGAUUUGGGGGAGAGUUUUGACACUCUCUCCUGAAUCCCUGUCUUCACCCAUUUUGCCACUGCUCCCUGCUCUGGUCACCCAGUGCCCCUUGAUGUUGGCAUGCCUGGGAGAUAUGUUGUGUGCCAAUCUGUGUCCUCUGGGACUGAUCCCCCGGGCAAAAUUAUGGGGUGCUUAAGCUGAUGGCAAUAAGGGACGCAAGGAAAUGAUGUCGAUUUUGGUAAGAAUAGCAGAUUGAGCUGCAUUAAUAUUCUUUUCGCCUUUCAACAAGUGAUUGAGGAAAGAGGGCACAGGGAGUUGGCUGUUUGUUUGCUGGGUCAGACUUGAGGGCGAUCUCAGUUGCAUCGGAAUGAUUCUGAUGGUGGGUGAACACGACUCUCUGAAACGAUCCAGCCUCCACUGAACUCCCACAAUUCAUUUUCCAGACGUUAACAUCCUUUUUAUUGAAGGAGAACGUUUGAUUUCAGAGUAAGUGUAGUGUUUUAUAUGUCCCGGCACCCCAUCAACACACACCUCCCCCUCCCGCUAUCACCAAAAAAAAACAUGGUCCUGGAACAUCAGGCGUUAAUGGUGUUUCUGCGGGAAUAUUUCAGUGACUGUGAGAAAAGGCAGUGCAAUGAGGGGAGGAGGGGGGGGAGGGGUGGGG